This is a messenger RNA of Eufriesea mexicana, 2022 nucleotides long. RefSeq names its product orexin receptor type 1-like. Gene Ontology annotation, molecular function: neuropeptide Y receptor activity. The coding region runs from base 400 to 1935 and encodes 511 amino acids. Gene Ontology annotation, cellular component: plasma membrane. Gene Ontology annotation, biological process: G protein-coupled receptor signaling pathway. The record is from RefSeq and is a predicted model, not a curated record. The transcript is spliced from 8 exons. NCBI's taxonomy places the organism in Eukaryota, Metazoa, Arthropoda, Insecta, Hymenoptera, Apidae.
CUUCGCUGACUCCAUUGUCGAAACGCUUUGAGGUCAAAGUGGAUGCAUUAAAUAAGCGAUCGAAUGGGACAAUGAAGUAACAAGGGUUGGGCCAGUCCCAAGGGUUCCAGUGGAACAAAUUUCUUCGUUAAUCGUGCGUACGAGAAAAGCAGCUCUCUUUAUAAUAGCGUAAUCGAGUUUACUCGAAGGAGAGAGGAUAAACGAAUUAGCCGUAGCACCAAUAAGUGAAAGCGCACCCUCGAGUAACAAUUACCUGAUUAAUCGUGACUAUUUUCCCUGUUGGUCCGAGACCAACGUCCUCUAUGCCCGUCGAAGGGAUAAAUCUCUUUUUCUCGCGUUUCCCCAAUCGCGUUAAGUCGUGCAAGGGUGCUUGAUAUCUGCUGCAACAAAGAGAGAAUCAUGUCGACGAGUGCGUACAACGACUCGAGGACGAUUUCAACUACCUUGCCAGGGUUUAACAGCUCCUACAAUGGUACGACGAUGCCCAUGAACGGAAGCUUCAAAGUGAAUAUCGAGGAGAUACUUUGGUACUUGUACAACAAGUUCCACAGCGAAGCCAAUUACUUGUUGAUCAUCCUCUACGUCCCUGUGAUGGCACUCGCGGUGACGGCCAACGUCCUCGUCAUCGCGGUCGUUUUAAAGUAUCACUAUAUGCGUAGCGUGACUAAUUACUUCGUGGUUAACCUGUCUGUGGCGGACCUUUUGGUGACUACCAUUUGCAUGCCUGUGGCUGUCAGUCAGGCGGUCUCGGUAGUGUGGAUUCACGGGGAAGUAAUGUGCAAGCUUUCCUCUUACCUGCAGGGUGUUGCCGUUGCUGCUUCGGUUUUUACCAUUACUGUGAUGAGCAUCGACAGGUACUUGGCGAUAAGGAGUCCUAUAGCGUUCCGCCGAGUGUUCAAUCGUAAAAGUACGGUGCUCGUUAUCGUGGCUCUUUGGUUGGUCGCUUUAAUUAUCUUUGCUCCAGUUCUGAGGGUGAGGACCCUCCAGAGUCCGGGUAUGGAACUUAGCAACAUAUCUUUCCAAGGAUCCUGGAAUAUCACGAGGAAUUUCCCGCAGAAUGCCUCGCCCGUCUCUCGCCUGCCACCUGAUUUCUACAUUUGUUCGGAAGAUUUUAAGCCUCUGGGCAUCCGCGCGUCGCUUUUCGGCGCUGUGUGCUUCGUGUUGGUUUACGCUAUUCCUGGUUUCAUCGUAAUACUGUCCUACUCCAUGCUGGGACGGACACUGUGUGCCCGGAAACCGCCUCUGGACUGCGACAGCGUCGAAGGAAGCGCCAGCUCGCAACAGAGUUUCCGGUUGGUACGUGAAAGAAGACGUAUUGCUUGGAUAUUGCUUCUUCUCGCAGUGCUCUUUGCCCUGUGCUGGCUGCCGUAUAACGUUUUGAUGCUCCUGAUCGACCUGGGUGCAGUCGAGGGAAAAGCACCGAUGAAUGCCCUCUCCUAUUGCCUGUUUCUGGGACACGCGAACAGUGCGUUGAAUCCUACGGUGUACUGCUUUAUGACUCGCAAUUUCCGACGAAGCGUGCUGGAAAUUCUCUGCCAUGGCACUCAUAGGUUGGCACGUCGGAGACCUCGUCGCAGAAGUGUUCAAGGGACAGCCGUGAUCGAUGAUGCGUGCGUAGGGUGCAAUGCUAGUAGCUCGAUAAGACGGGAGCUACUUCGCAAACGAGGUACGUUAUCCGGAUGCGGAUGUGGACUACCGAUCGGCGGUCAUCACGCGGUUUUGGCCCUUAGACGAACCACUACCUAUAGCACCGGUUACGACAGUUACUACAGCAGGCACAGUCCUCAUCGCCGAUGUUACAUGUUAAGGAGUCUCCGGUCGAGGCCGCAGACAACGGUAGAGCAGGUGCAGGUGAACAGAAAUCAGGAAACCUGCUACGAGAAGAACAAAGCCAGUCAGCUCUGUGCGAACACGAAAAGCGUGGAACUCGAAUAAAUGACUCGAUGUAAGGAAUAAUCGAUUUAUGCGCGUGCAGAAUUUCGGUGUUGUUACGUGUCUGAAAAUAUAUGAUGUAUAUAAUGA